AUAGAAACACUUUUUUUCCCUUAACAAGAGGGCACUCAUCUAAAAAUAAAAAGUAACUGUGAGAAUGCAGAAGCAACCUCACACAGCACCUUUUCUUCUCUGCAUUACAGCUGAAGUUUUCAUCUUUAGCCACAUUUAAAUUUACAAGAAGCAAGUGAUGAAAAAAAAAAUGCAUGGUCUAAGCACAAAAGAUUUGAUGGGGUGUGAGGAGAGGAGGGGGGUCAAGAGAACAGGAAACCCAAGUUGACGGGAAACCCAAGUGACAUUUGGGUUCAAUGAAUGACUUAAAAGCCCAAUAUUGCUCGUCAGGAAAUGGGGAGAGGAAAUGGAGCGAUGUUUUGAGAGUAUAAAUGAGGGGCUCCAUCAAGGUGAAGGCUACAGAUCUGCUUAUUGCCCUCCUGUGAAAUUCAGCAGAGCUGGACCUUCAUCGCCUCAGCAUGCAAACCUGCUCGGCGCUGCUCCUGCUGCUCCUGGCUGCCAGCACCCUGCCCGCCAGGUCCUCGCCUCUGGAACCCAGCUGCCUCCACUUCUCCGAGCUCCUGCCUGCAAAGCUCAGAGAGCUGAGGGUCAAGUUUGAGGAAAUUAAGGAUUAUUUUCAAUCAAAAGAUGAUGAACUCAGCAUCCAGUUGCUCAGCUCUGACCUAUUGGAUGAAUUUAAGGGGACCUUUGGCUGCCAGUCGGUGUCGGAGAUGAUGCGCUUCUACAUGGAAGAGGUCUUGCCCAGCGCCAUAAGGACCAGCACGCACCACCAGCAGAGCAUGGGCGAACUGGGCAACCUAUUGCUGAGCCUGAAGACAACCAUGAGGCGCUGUCACAAAUUCUUCUCAUGCGAAAAGAGGAGCAAAACUGUAAAGCACAUUAAGGAGACGUUCGAUAAGAUGAGCGAGAAUGGAAUCUACAAGGCCAUGGGGGAGUUUGACAUCUUCAUCAACUACAUCGAGGAGUACCUGCUGAUGAAGAGAAAGAAGUGAGAACACCCACAGGGCGGCAUCUUUCACACCAAAUCCUGCUGUGUUUUCAGAAAUCACUUUCUGCUGCAAGAAUUCACAAGAGAUUAAAUUAUCGUAGGGUUCAGGUCAAGAAUUAGGGGUCAAUCCCUUUAAAUUCAGUAUUGUAUUUAAAGGGUUGUGGGUUUUUUUUUUCCACAACUGAAGUUAAUAUUUAUUACUUCUAAUACCUCAGUGUUUAUGUUUACAAUAGUUUGAAAAGUGGGGUGGGCUUGUAAAAUACUAUUUAUUGGUCAAUAUUUUAAUGCUGUUUAUGAUAGUGAUAUUUUAUUCACAGCUUCAAAACGCCCAAAGCAGCGUUCUUCUCAGGAGUAGAUAAUAAGCAGAACUUUUCCAGAGUGCAGUUUCGCUGAGCACGGAUGCCUGGUCAGAGGCAAUUCCAGCUCUGAGUUCUGCAAAGUUUAAUUCUAAUUAAUUUUAAUUUAAUUUUUAAUGUUAAGCAAAUGACCGCUCUCCUCGAGUCCUGUUCCCUCUAUUUAUUUAUGCAAUCCAAUAUUUUUAUGCAUAACUAUACCACUGUCUCUGGUUCUGCAGUUGGAAUUAGACACUGAAAAUUAUCCUAUGGCACUGACAAAACCAAUUAUAAAUGUAACUAAGUGCAUAUUUUCCUCCUGUGUAUGAAAAGCAGUGUGGAGGAGGUCCUGAGCUCCCACACAAUCGUGCCACAGCAAUAGAUCAGUUAACCCCACCUCCAGAUUUCAGCCUAUAUAUUUAAAUCCAGAUUAAUGAAUAUAAUAGCAGUAGAAAUGAAAUGUUUGGUUCUAAUAGAACUUAAAUGUUCCUAAAGACUGACUUCCAGAGCUGCUGGGUCAGCCACUCUGCACUUUCAAAGGUCACUCUUGCAAUGUUCCAGUCUUUGAUUGGGUUUUAUUUGCUGUUGUAUCUGGGUUUUUUUGUUUUUCUUUCUUUUUCUAAGUUAGAGGGUAUUUAAUUCACCACCAUUUUAAGGUGGCUUGGGUAAUUUGCAUUCAAAUUCCGACAGCUGCAGGCAGCACUGACGAUAUUGGGGUUCAGGUUCUGCCCAACCGCGUGCCCGAGGAGCCGCAGCAGAUGAACAUUGCAGGGAAUGCGGCUCCGGUGCCCCCCACAGCAGCUGAUUUCAGGGCUCCCCUCCCUCCCUGUCCCAGUCUCCUGUGUGCUACAGGAUGCUGAGCCGGAGGAAAAUGCCAUCAUUUGCUUCUAGUAUUUAGAAGGCAUUUGCUUCUAGUAUUUAGAAGCCUUAGGACGUUGGUAUGAUGGAUCAGUGUGGCGUCAGUGUGGUGUUUGCUCUGUAAGUUAUCACUGAAGAGAAGUUAUUUAUACUCGAUGUAUUCUAUUUGUACACUUACGGUGACAGAAGGGCGUUCCUGCUGGCAUCCUGCCCGCACAGAACUGGUUGUCCUCGAGCAAGGAAUGCUGCUCCGUGGGCCACUCUUCCUACUGAAAGCAAACCAGUGCCAUCAGCUCGAGGGCAACCUGAGAGCCAAACACUGUAAAAUCCAAAUGAAGCUUCUUACCAGGACACAUUAAGCUCUCGUUGAGCCAACUCUGUCCUCAUCUUUUUACCGAACACCUUGACUCGGGUGUUGUAGAAGCAGCAAGGAUGGCUCCAGAGCCAAGAGCAUCAGCAGCUCCGUCCCCGGGUGGGUCGCGAUGGUGGCGCACUGUGCCGUGGCCACGGCUUCUGUCACUGCGAUGAA
Molecule: messenger RNA, 2686 nt
Organism: Cuculus canorus (common cuckoo)
Lineage: Eukaryota; Metazoa; Chordata; Aves; Cuculiformes; Cuculidae
Gene: IL10
Product: interleukin 10
Exons: 5
Coding region: 438-971 (177 amino acids)
Biological process (GO): immune response
Cellular component (GO): extracellular region
Molecular function (GO): cytokine activity
Source: RefSeq, a predicted model, not a curated record